Molecule: messenger RNA, 443 nt
Organism: Pollicipes pollicipes
Lineage: Eukaryota; Metazoa; Arthropoda; Thecostraca; Pollicipedomorpha; Pollicipedidae
Exons: 3
Coding region: 42-443 (133 amino acids)
Source: RefSeq, a predicted model, not a curated record
UUCAGGACAGCACAACUACCUUUCCUCCGUUCCCUUCAGAGAUGAAGACCGUUGCCAUCUUGCUCUGCGUGGCUGCUGCCGCCGCUGCAUUGCCGCAGGGCUUCUUCCCAGGUGGUCUGUUUAGUCAGAACGGCCAGGCGACCGGCAGUGCCGCCGGCAAUGUGGUGUCCGGGGUCAGCAGUGAUCCCUUCCAGAACUCUCGGAUCACACAAGUCAGCGCCACCGCCUCGGGAUCAGCCAAUGACAACGCCGUAAGCUCCAACGUGGCCAGCGCCUCCAACGUCGCUUCUUCGGGGCUGUUCGGCAACCAGGAGUUCUCAAACACCAACGCCGUCUCCAACCAGCAGACGUUCGGUGGCGGACUUAGCGGAAGUUACCAGCGGCCGAUCGGUCAACUUCCGGCGGCAGUACCGCAGGCCGAACUUCUACUAGUCAUGACCUAG